This is a messenger RNA of Penicillium argentinense, 1584 nucleotides long. Its product is annotated as putative GABA permease. Gene Ontology annotation, molecular function: transmembrane transporter activity. Lineage: Eukaryota; Fungi; Ascomycota; Eurotiomycetes; Eurotiales; Aspergillaceae. The transcript has a single exon. Gene Ontology annotation, biological process: transmembrane transport. The record is from RefSeq and is a predicted model, not a curated record. Bases 1 to 1584 code for a protein of 527 amino acids. Gene Ontology annotation, cellular component: membrane.
AUGCGCAACUCUGUCGACGGCAACGCCGACGAGGCGCUGGCCGCCUUGGGCUACAAGUCCGAGCUGCCUCGAAAUCUCAGCAUGCUCAGUAUCCUGGGCCUUUCCUUCGCCAUUAUGGCCGCGCCGUACGGCCUCAGCACUACCCUAUAUAUCACACUCGACGAUGGCUUGUCAGUCACCAUCAUCUGGGGCUGGGUAUUUGUCACCCUCAUCUCCAUCGCGAUCGCCUCUUCCCUCGCCGAGAUCUGCGCCGUCUAUCCUACCGCUGGCGGUGUUUACUACUGGAGCGCCAUGCUCUCGACUCGUCGCUGGGCCCCGUUGAUGUCCUUUAUCGACGGCUGGUUGACCCUCGUCGGCAAUUGGACCGUCACGCUCAGUAUCAUCUUUGGUGGUGGUCAACUGAUCCUCAGUGCCAUCACACUGUGGAACGAGGACUUUGUCGCCAAUGAAUGGCAGACUGUUCUGAUGUUCUGGGCCGUGCUGCUGGUCUGCGUCCUAGUCAAUGUCUUUUUUUCGCGGUAUCUCGACCUCAUUAACAAAAUCUGCAUCUUCUGGACCGCUGCGAGCGUGAUCAUUAUCCUCAUUACCCUCCUGACUAUGGCCAAGAACCUGCGGACUGGCGAAUUUGUAUUUGCGGAAUAUGAUGCGUCGCAGAGUGGAUGGCCCGAGGGCUGGGCAUUUUUCGUUGGCUUGCUGCAGGCGGCAUACACGCUAACAGGGUACGGCAUGGUAGCGGCCAUGUGCGAGGAAGUCCAGAACCCACACCGCGAAGUCCCCAAGGCGAUCGUGUUGUCCGUCGUCGCAGCCGGCAUCACGGGUCUGCUCUACCUGAUCCCCGUCCUGUUCGUGCUGCCCGAGGACAUCGAUGCCUUGCGCAAUGUCGCGAGCGGACAGCCGAUUGGAACCGUGUUCAAGAUGGCGACUGGCUCCGCGAGCGGUGGCUUCGGUCUGCUCUUCUUGAUUCUGGGAAUCAUGAUGUUUGCUGGUAUCGGGUCUUUGACUGCGGCCAGUCGCUGCACCUAUGCCUUUGCGCGUGAUGGUGCCAUUCCCGGAUUCAAGCUGUGGCGCCGGGUCAACAAGAAGCUGGAUGUGCCGGUUUGGGCUAUCAUCCUCUCGGCCGCGGUCGAUGCGCUGCUGGGAUUGAUCUACUUCGGUUCGACGGCGGCCUUCAACUCGUUCACGGGUGUGGCCACCAUCUGUCUGUCCACCUCGUAUGGCCUGCCGAUUCUCAUUUCAAUGCUCCGCGGUCGCCAGGACGUGAAGCGCUCAUCCUUUUCCCUGGGUCCGUUCGGAUUCAUUGUCAAUGCGAUCACCAUCUGCUGGAUUGUGUUGGCCGUGGUGCUGUUCUGCAUGCCCUAUACAUUGCCCGUCGACCCGUCGUCCAUGAACUACGCGAGCGUGGUGUUCGCCGGCUUCGCGUUCAUUAGUAUCGUGUGGUACUUUGCAUAUGCACGCAAGCACUUCACCGGUCCUCCAGUCAGCAAGGAGGAAGCUGCAGCCGCGACGGGCAUUAUGACGGGCGCUGCGGUGGAUCCGGAGCGCAAGUUGUCGGAGACUGCGGAGAUGAAGAAGACCCCGACCUAG